Molecule: messenger RNA, 1134 nt
Organism: Ctenopharyngodon idella (grass carp)
Lineage: Eukaryota; Metazoa; Chordata; Actinopteri; Cypriniformes; Xenocyprididae
Product: glutamine synthetase-like
Exons: 6
Coding region: 1-1134 (377 amino acids)
Cellular component (GO): cytoplasm
Molecular function (GO): glutamine synthetase activity
Source: RefSeq, a predicted model, not a curated record
AUGUCUUGCGUUUCUGAAAGCUCACAUCUUAACAAGUUCUUGCGGCAGAGAUACCUCAGUCUUCCCCAAGGAGACUUCUGUCAAGUCACUUAUGUCUGGAUUGAUGGUUGUGGUGUGGACCUGUUUAGCAAGACUCGAACCAUGGAUUAUGAGCCAAAAAUCACAGCUGAUAUACCAGAAUGGGAUUUCAGUCAGCAAGGAUCCAGUGCUGAGAUGCUACUGGCUCCCGUCUGCAUGUUCAGGGACCCCUUCCUUUUGGACCCUAACAAACUAAUUCUUUGUGAGGUGCUCAAGCACAACCGGGAACCUGCAGAAUCGAAUCAUCGUAACAGCUGUAACAAGGUCAUGGAGAAGGUCAAAGAUCUCCACCCGUGGUUUGGUAUGGAGCAGGAAUAUACUCUCCUGGGAGUGGAUGGACACCCUUAUGGCUGGCCCAGACUUGGCUUCCCCAAACCACAAGGUAUGUAUAACUGCAGUGUUGGUGCUGACAGAGCCUUUGGCAGAGACAUUAUGGAGUGUCACUAUAAAGCUUGUCUGUAUGCUGGCAUCAAAAUCAGUGGCACUAACGCAGAGACCAUGCCCUCUCAGUGGGAGUUCCAGGUGGGUCCAUGUGAAGGGAUUGAGAUGGGAGAUCAUCUGUGGAUGGCACGUUUCCUGCUACACAGGGUGUGUGAAGAUUUCGGAGUGGUGGCCACCCUGGAUCCAAAACCCAUGACAGGAGACUGGAAUGGAGCCGGUUGCCACAUCAAUGUGAGCACAGUGCAAACAAGAGAAGAAGGAGGAAUUGAGCACAUUGAGAAAGCCAUCGAGAAACUGAGAAAGCGUCAUGCAGAGCAUAUUCGAGUCUACGACCCAAGUGGUGGCGAGAAUAACAAGCAGCGCCUUACAGGUAUUCGGGCGUUCUCCAGCAUCCAUGAUUUCUCAGCAGGUGUUGCUAACCGCAGGGCGAGUGUCCGUAUUCCCCUACGGGUGGCUCAGAAAAAAUGUGGUUAUUUUGAGGACCGCCGUCCUGCCGCCAACUGUGACCCAUAUGUUGUGACCUGCGCAAUGGCCCGCACAUGUAUGCUGGAAGAGGAGGAAGAAUUUAAAUGGAAUUUUGGAAACAAAAAUAAUGGUUGUUUAAUGUUAGAAUGA